UUACGAUAUAGGUUAAUGUGUAUGCAAAUAUGUUGCCGGGUGUAUGAGAAGUCAUCAGCAUUGCACAUUUAAUGUUGUUUCGCUGAGACGUUGGAUUAAAAGGUAAUUGACGUUUGAGAAAUUUUGCUUGAUUUUCCUGAUAUUUCUGGGUUCUCUAAGCAUGAAAAUGAUAGAAGAAAGUGAUGAUCAACCGUCUUCGAAACGGUACAUCAAUGAGGAUAUUUCAGACGAAUCAACACCGCGUGUAACCUGGAGUAGCACACUAGAAUUUGUUGUUUCCCUGAUAGGUUACGCGACCGGGAUGUCGGAUUUCUGGAGAUUUCCUUAUCUUGUAUGGAGAAAUGGAGGAGGUGCGUUCCUGAUUGCCUACACAAUAACUAUGAUUACUUGUGGUGUACCCCUCUACUUUCUCGAAAUCUUCCUUGGACAAUAUUCGGGAAAAGGAGUGUUUGAAAUAUGGGCAUUUUUCCCUCUCUUCAAAGGUAUUGGAAUCUCCAUCGCCCUGCUGAAUUUAUGCUACGUCAGCUAUGUAUCUACAAUGCGCUACUGGCUGCUAGAGUAUUUGAGGCAGUCAUUCACUACUGAGCUACCAUGGACCUCUUGUGGGAACACAUGGAACACUAAUUCAUGUGUAGUGUCGCACACGCUCUUGUCAUCGAGUACUAAUGGCAGUCAAUGGAAUUCCACGGGAAGUGCCACCAUUUACCAGGACUACACCACUAAAGUUACAGCAGAAGAAGAAUUUUGGCAGCACAAUAUCCUAUCCCUAUCAGGCGGUAUAGACGAGGUGGGAUCUCUGCGCUGGACUCUUGUGUUAUGGACAAUACUUCUCAAAGUGAUUGUAAUUAUAGGUCUUUUGAAGAGCGUGAAGACCAUCGGAAAGCUGAUGCUUGUAACGACAUUCUUCCCUCCUCUUAUUGGAUUGGCGAUGUUGAUUCAAGCGUUAUCUCAAAAUGGCGCGAAAGAUGGCCUUCUCUACUUGAUUACACCAGAUUUUACCAAACUGGCGACCUCAAAGGUAUGGAUAGAGUCUACUUUCAUGGCCUUUUACAGCCUUGGUCCAGGCUGGGGCGGUGUAAUGGUGAUGGGAAGUCAUAUGAAAUUCCACAAAAACUGCCUCAGAAAUGUGCUGCUCGGCAUCUUUGGUGACCUAUUUAUAGCGCUAUUCAGCAGCGUCGUCCUGUUCUCUGUCAUCGGUGUGAUGGCGAACGAAAUGGUUGUUCCGGUUGAGGAAAUUGUUAAGUCUGGCAUGUCUAUCGGACUUGUAGGAUACAGUCGGGCAUUAGCUUAUCUCCCUUUUCCGUAUGUCUGGGCUGUGGUAUUCUUCCUUGCUGUCACUAUUGUAGGACUCGACGCACAGGUUGUGUGCACAGAGACGGUGGUAUCAUUCCUGGAAGGAUUCGGUAAUAGAUUAGGUCGGCACCGACGCGUACUUUUAGUUGUCCUGAUAAACGCCGUGAUGCUUGUCCUGAAUCUUCCUUUUUGCACACAGGCGGGACCGUACAUGUUCCAGCUUGUGGAUUGGUAUUUGCCAACUUGGUCGGUGGUAGUGAUAGCCUUAUUAGAGGUUAUCGCCAUCAUGUGGUUUUAUGGAGGUGAUCGUGUUGACUGUGGUUUACAAGAAAUGAUAGGGCGAAAAUUGCCUCACGUAUUCCGACUAGCUGCAGCUUAUAUUUCACCGGUCAUGUUUCUAUUGCUUCUCCUGAUUAGCUUUGUCAAGUACCGACCUCCGAAGUACGGCUCGUAUGAAUAUCCGGAGUACACACGUGUGAUUGGCUGGGUGAUCUCGUGUUCUGUUGUCAUCCCCAUACCCCUAUAUAUAGUCUGGAAAUUCAAUAAAUUAAAUGGAACACUGAAGCAGAAAUGGACAAAUCUUACACAACCGAGUUGUGACUGGGGUCCUAGUGAGAGUGCAAAGCGACGAGAGUACCUGGACUGCUCACAGACUGAGCGGACAUGGACAGACAUAGCCUACUACAACCUGACUGGCCAGAGGAGAUAUCCUACAAAGAAACGUUGUGAAGCGGUGCCAUUAUAUUGACUAUUCACCAUAUUUGGCUCGAUUCCUUAAUUGUAUUGACUUUAUUUCUUGCACUUAUGGGGUUAUAUUUCCGUUCUUCAGUCCGCCAACACUCGUUUUAGGAUAUAUUUCUAGAAUGAUAGACUACUAGUUGCUUCACUGCCAUGUGCUGGUCUAGAUUAAAGAUUGCUACUCUUAUCUAGAUUUAUAAAGAGAUAUAUAUAUAUAUAUAUAUAUAUAUAAUGAAUAUAAUGAAGUUAAGUCCUUCGAAUGAUAAAUAUAAGAAAAAUAAAACAAAUAGUUUUACCGCAGGGUCUUUCUGCCGUCUUUGGCUUGUUUAGGCGGAAGAAACCGAGGAGGGCAGGAAAGCCUCGAAUACUUUCCUUCAUUUUAUAUGGGAACCUAUCCGAAUUUAAACACAUAUCACUAUUAAGAUCGUGUUAUAGUUUAAAUUAGAUUGCUUUUCGUUUCAAUCUAUUUUGUUAAUAAUUUCUUAGUCAGGCACUCGUUCUAAAUCGCAGUAUCGCAUUGGUAAUUUAGCGUCAUCUAAAUUUUCGGUUAAGCCCGUGACAUGUAUAUUGUGGAAAAAUAUUACCAAUCUAAUCACAUGCAUUCUCUAAAACCAUUAUCACAAUACGUAUAUGUUAUCAUUAAUUACGUUUUAAGGAAAUCAUUCAAACGUUGCUGUGCUCAAUUUUACUGUUUUACUUCAACACGAUGUUAACCAAACUAAAGAUCUGACUAUGUUUGCAUUAAAAUCAAUUAUGCAAGGC
Pecten maximus is the source of this 2793-nucleotide messenger RNA. Its product is annotated as sodium- and chloride-dependent glycine transporter 2-like. The coding region runs from base 161 to 2041 and encodes 626 amino acids. The record is from RefSeq and is a predicted model, not a curated record. Gene Ontology annotation, cellular component: membrane. Lineage: Eukaryota; Metazoa; Mollusca; Bivalvia; Pectinida; Pectinidae. Gene Ontology annotation, biological process: sodium ion transmembrane transport. The transcript has 13 exons.